Messenger RNA from Aspergillus calidoustus, 951 nucleotides. The record is from the annotation of a GenBank genome assembly. Lineage: Eukaryota; Fungi; Ascomycota; Eurotiomycetes; Eurotiales; Aspergillaceae.
AUGGCUUCAUCGCAGCAGGAUAAAAGUGUCUUGGGGAUGCCGGGAUUCGUCGUCGACUUCCUGAUGGGUGGUGUUUCCGCUGCCGUCUCCAAGACUGCCGCUGCCCCCAUCGAGCGUAUCAAGCUCCUCAUCCAGAACCAGGAUGAGAUGCUUCGCGCUGGUCGUCUCGACCGCAAGUACAACGGUAUCGUUGACUGCUUCCGUCGUACCGCUGCCGCUGAGGGUGUUGUCUCUCUCUGGAGAGGAAACACUGCCAACGUCAUCCGUUACUUCCCUACCCAGGCUCUCAACUUUGCCUUCCGUGACACCUACAAGUCCAUGUUCGCCUACAAGAAGGAGCGUGAUGGCUACGCCAAGUGGAUGAUGGGUAACCUUGCCUCCGGUGGUGCUGCUGGUGCCACUUCCCUCCUCUUCGUCUACUCCCUCGACUACGCCCGUACCCGUCUUGCCAACGACGCCAAGUCCGCCAAGGGUGGUGGUGACCGUCAGUUCAACGGUCUCGUUGAUGUCUACAAGAAGACCCUCGCCUCCGACGGUAUUGCCGGUCUCUACCGUGGUUUCGGUCCCUCCGUUCUUGGUAUUGUUGUCUACCGUGGUCUGUACUUCGGCAUGUACGACUCCAUCAAGCCUGUUCUCCUGGUCGGUCCUCUUGAGGGCUCUUUCCUCGCUUCCUUCCUUCUCGGCUGGACUGUCACCACUGGUGCUGGUAUUGCUUCUUACCCUCUUGACACCGUCCGUCGUCGUAUGAUGAUGACCUCCGGUGAGGCCGUCAAGUACGCCUCCUCGUUCGAUGCUUUCCGCCAGAUUGUCGCCCGUGAGGGUGUCAAGUCCCUCUUCAAGGGUGCUGGUGCUAACAUCCUCCGUGGUGUUGCCGGUGCUGGUGUCCUGUCCAUCUACGACCAGGUCCAGCUCAUCCUCUUCGGCAAGAAGUUCAAGGGUGGUUCCGGCUAA